AUGGGUAUUAGGGAAUCGUUGUGGAUUUAUGAAGAUGGGAAUGGGAGGCUAAUGAAACCGCAUGCUCCUUAUGUUUUGACUCGUGAGAAACGACAACUUUUUUGUCAGUUUGUUAAAGGAAUCAAGUUUCCCGAUGGCUUCUGUUCAAAUUUAAAGAGCAAAGUUUCUCCAGAUGAGUCUAACAUUAUUGGGUUAAAAUCCCACGAUUGUCAUGUCAUUAUGCAGCGAGUACUAGCGGUUGGUGUCCGUAAAUUUCUACCUCGUGACACAGCAACAACUAUUACUCAGUUGUGUAAUUUUUUUCGACAGUUAUGCUCUAGAACUCUAAAUGUAAAAGAUAUGGAGGAUGCUCAAAAUAAUUUAAUUCUCUUAUUGUGCAAGAUGGAAUUGAUUUUUCCUCCAGCUUUUUUUGACAUAAUGAUACACUUGGUAUUGCAUUUGCCUGAAGAAGCGAUAUUGGGUGGCCCGGUCUUUAUGAGAUGGAUGUAUCCUUUUGAAAGGUACAUGAAAAAAUUGAAAAAUUAUGUGGGAAAUAAGGCACGUCCUGAAGGGUCAAUUGCAGAAGGUUAUGUUGCUGAUGAGGCAGUAACUUUUUGUUCAAUGUACUUUAAAGGGUGUGAAACAAGAUUUAAUCGGCUUGAUCGAAAUGAAGAUGCGCCUUCUGUUUGUCGCUAUCUCUCAGUUUUUAAUUCUCAAUCUCGUCCUUUAACUAGCGGACUUAUCAAGCCUCUUGAUCAUACCAGUCGUGAAAAAGCUGAGUGGUACAUUCUUCAAAAUUCUCCCGAAAUCCAAGCUUACUUAGAUGAACAUUUGGACAAGAUCAAGCAUGAAAAUCCUAAUGGUAAUCACGAUGCCUUGCAUAGGCAAACUUUCCGUCCGUGGUUUCACAAGAAGAUAUAUGAGCUGCACAAGCUUGGAACUUUACAAAAUGGUGAUGAGUUACUCGCUCUCGCUUCCGGGUCUGAUUACUUAGCAACAUUUUACGAAGGUUGUGUAGUGAAUGGUGUUCGGUUUAUUGCAUCAAAGCGAGACCAAAAGCGGAAGACACAAAAUAGUGGUGUUACUGUUCUUUGGAACGAAGGGUUUAAUUAUUACGGCACACUUGAAGAUGUAAUCACUAUAUCUUAUACUGGUGCAUUUACAGUGUCAUUGUUUGAAUGUAAAUGGUAUAACACUAAUCCAUUAAGAAAGAAGACAAUCACUGAAAAUAAUAUAACUAGUAUAAAUACUCGUGGACAUUGGUAUCAAGAUGAACCGUACAUCCUUGCCAACCAGGCAAAGCAAGUUUUCUAUCUUGAAGAUCCACUCAGAGGUCGCGAUUGGAAGGUUGUUGAAGAUAUUAGCCAUCGACAAAUUUGGGACAUUACUGACAACGAAGAUGAGACUGAUGUAGAUGUUGUUAGUGAUUCUAACUCUGCCAAUUUUGUGUUGACAGUUGAUCUUGGAGAGUUGAUUAUGCAAUCGAAUGAACCUCCAGUAAUUGUUGAAUCGUCCGAUCAGUUAGUAGAUUACGAGAUAGAGAAUAAUGAACGGAUGAGAAUUAUGUUGCUGAAGAAGUAG
Molecule: messenger RNA, 1560 nt
Organism: Cannabis sativa
Lineage: Eukaryota; Viridiplantae; Streptophyta; Magnoliopsida; Rosales; Cannabaceae
Exons: 3
Coding region: 1-1560 (519 amino acids)
Source: RefSeq, a predicted model, not a curated record